CGCUCUGGCAGUGCUGGCGAUUUGACACAGCAGAGUGCGUCUGGGCUUUUACGCUCUCGGUGUAGAGUUUUAUCACAGAAGCAAGAAAUGAAUUGCAGAAGCUACUAAGUGCAUUUGAACGUUAAUUAAAUCGCGUAGAAACGUGAAGACGAGUGUGUGCAACUAUCCAUCUCCAUCAUCAUGGCCGAGGACAACUCCUGGAAGACGAGCAACUUUCGCCAGAGCGUCGUUAACAAGAUCAAUGAGGCCAUCCAGCAGACGGGCAUGACAUCGUCGAAGAAUGGCAUCGAGAUGGAAAACCAUGUGUUUCACAAGGCUCGCAACAAGGAUGAGUAUCUCGGGUUUGUCGCCCGCCUGAUACUGCACGUACGUGAGAUGAACACGAAGCACAAAAACCAACAGAAUGCGGCAGCAGCGGCAGCGGCGGCCGCACAGCAGGCUCAGCAGGACGGUGGAGGCAACAGCAGCCAGCAGGGCGGUGGUGGUGGAGGGGGCGGUAGCGGUAUGCCCGAUCCCAUCAAUGCCCUGCAGAACCUUGCGUCGCAGGGCACCCGGCCACAGAUGAUGGGGCAGAUGGGCGUAGGACCGGGCGGUCCCAUGGGCGGACAGAUGGGCGGUGCUGGGCAGGCGUCCAAUCUGCUGCACUCGCUGCGCCCGCAGAUGCAGAUGGGUGGCAUGGGUGGCCCGAUGCAGGGUAACCGGGUGGGCAUGGGACCGGGCAAUCAGAUGGGUGGCAUGAUGGGUGGCCCGAACCAGAUGCAGGGUCCGGGCGCCGGGAUGGUCGGUGGAAUGCCGGGGCAGAUGGGUGUGGGGAUGGGGCCGGGCGGCAUGAGCGGUGGCAAAAUCGUGGGAAUGGGCGGCCAGCAGCAGCAGAUGGCCCAGCUGAACGCAAUGCAGGUCAACCAGAUGCAGCAGGCCCAACAGCAGCAGCAACAGCAGCAACAGCAGCAAGGUGGCAUGUCACAGCCGCAGCAGCAGCAGCAACAACAGCAGCAGGGAGGUAUUGCCCAAGGACAGGGCGGACCCGUGCAGCAGAUGGGCGUAGGCCCCGGCGGGCCAAACCAGAUGAACCCGAUGGUGAUGGGACAGAUACAGGCGCAACUGCAGAAUCAGAACGCAAUGGGUGGACAGCAAAUGGGGUCGGUUGGCGGUACGAUGAACGCCGGCAACCAAAUGGGCCAGAUGGUUGGUGCGAACGCAGGCAUGAAUCCGCAGGCAAUGGGAAUGGCCUCGAAUCAGGUGGUUCGCCAGCAACAGCUACAGCAGCAGGGCAUGGGCCAGGUGCAGAUGGGCCUUGGGCCCGGCCAGAUGGGCCAGCUGAGUGCGGGCGUGCAGGGUGGCGUUGGACACGGAGGCCCCGGUCCGAACAUGGGCCAAGUCCAACAGCAACAGCAUCCCGGACCGAUUGGUGGUCCCGGAGGUCCGGGUGUUACGCUGCAACAGCAAGCCAUGCAGCAGCAGCAACAGGCUGGCGGAAUGGGCCCUGGUGCCGGCCCGAAUCAAAUGAACCCUGGUGUAGCGAUGGGCCCUGGCGGAGUGGUGGGCCCUGUCGGCGGUGGCGGUGUGAUGGGCCCCGGCCCGAACCAGAUGCUCGGAGCGGGUGGUGCCGGCGGACCGGGAGCGGGCCAGCAGGGCAACUUCGUUGGAAUGGGAGCGAACGCGAUGGUGCGCAAGCCGCCGGAAAUGAUGCCGGGCGGAAACGUGUACCCGGGCAGUGGUGGAGCGGUGCGCAGUGUGACGCCCAAUAACUUCCUGCGCCAGUCGCCUUCCCCGUCCGUGCCGUCACCGGUCGGUCCGGGAGCGCACGGUCCGCCGUCGCACCCGGGACAGAUGAUACCCUCGCCGGCCCUGAUCCCAUCGCCCAACCCGCACAUGGGCGGGGUGGCCCAACGUUCCACGAUCGGCCAGUCGCCCGGCGGCUCGUUAAACACGCCCGGCCAGCCGGGUGGCGCCGUGCCCAGCCCGCUAAACCCGCAGGACGAGCAGCUGUACCGGGAGAAGUAUCGCGCCCUCACCAAGUACAUCGAGCCGCUGAAACGGAUGAUCGCAAAGAUGGAGAACGACGAUAUCGAUAAGAUUGCGAAGAUGAAACGGUUGCUAGAAAUUCUCAGCAAUCCGAGCGUUCGCAUCCCGCUCGAGACGCUGCACAAGUGUGAGGCCGCGCUAACGAGCCAGCUGGGAUCGAUCCGCGAAACGCCAACGAACAACCCGCUGGUCGAGGCCGUCUCGAGCAGUCUGCAGGCUGCCACGGGCAACCACACCCUGCAGCGUACCUUCCGCCCCUGUCUGGAGGCGCUGUUCGGGCCGGACAUUAAAAAUUUGCCCCCGCCGGCAAAGCAAUCCCGACUGGCGCUGGACGAUACGGGCGCGGCCGGUGGAACGGGUGGCGGAGUGACUACCGGUGGUGCGACUACCACCACCACCAGCACCACGACAGCGGCCGCUACGACUGGAAGUGCAUCGUCUACUACCAGCACCACCGCCAGCAGCACCACUGCACCGCAGGAGAUACCGCACAUUCUGCAGGGCGAAAUCGCUCGGCUGGAUCAGAAGUUCAAGGUAUCGCUGGACCAGUGCGCCAUCAGCGGUACGCGCACGAUCAAGCUAAUCUGCUGGCUGGACGAUAAAAAUCUACCCUGCGUGCCGCCGGUCGCCGUCACCAUCCCGGAGGACUACCCAUCGACCGCCCCGAGCUGCUCGCUUAUCGAGCAAGAGUAUAACGCGACGCCAUUCCUGAUACUGGUGCAGAAAUCGCUGAUGGCGCGCAUCUGCAAGCUGCCGGGACUGUUCACGCUAUCGCAUCUGCUCGACACGUGGGAAAUGUCGGUCAGGCAGGCGUGCUCGCCGAAUCCAACGAUUGUAGCACCCACCGGCACGAGCGUACUGCUGGGCAUGUAAUGUUAAGUAAUGAAGCCGACCGCCGAGCAGGAGAGUGCACAAUAGAAGUGAAUUUUAUAUUACCGCCCACAAGAAUACGCAAGUGUAUGCAGCCAAACGGAUUUAUUGUGCAUGUAAUAUAACCGAUUGAACCAUUUUUAAAUUAAUAUCGACAAAAGGUUAAAGUAAA
Molecule: messenger RNA, 3067 nt
Organism: Anopheles arabiensis
Lineage: Eukaryota; Metazoa; Arthropoda; Insecta; Diptera; Culicidae
Gene: MED15
Product: mediator of RNA polymerase II transcription subunit 15
Exons: 5
Coding region: 181-2898 (905 amino acids)
Biological process (GO): regulation of DNA-templated transcription
Molecular function (GO): transcription coregulator activity
Source: RefSeq, a predicted model, not a curated record